Eupeodes corollae is the source of this 1280-nucleotide messenger RNA. It is a transcript of the gene slx1, whose product is annotated as structure-specific endonuclease subunit SLX1 homolog. The record is from RefSeq and is a predicted model, not a curated record. Gene Ontology annotation, molecular function: 5'-flap endonuclease activity; crossover junction DNA endonuclease activity. Bases 153 to 980 code for a protein of 275 amino acids. Gene Ontology annotation, biological process: double-strand break repair via homologous recombination. Gene Ontology annotation, cellular component: Slx1-Slx4 complex. Lineage: Eukaryota; Metazoa; Arthropoda; Insecta; Diptera; Syrphidae. The transcript is spliced from 4 exons.
UGUCAAUCAUAAUUUUCAUAAAAUUAAGUUCAGUUCAAUUAUAUUUUUAACUAAACUCCAAAAUAUAUUGAAAAUAAAACAAAAUAAAAUAAAAUAAGAGUUGUGAUUGAAACAUAAUUUGGCGAUGAUUUCAUACGUUUUAAAUCUCCGCAAUGGCAACCACUGAAAUUAUUAAAUCUGAUUUUUAUGGAGUAUACUUACUAUGCAGCGAUAGUGAAGAAAAGAAAUACAAUGGUAAAUGUUACAUUGGCUAUACUGUUAACCCAAACCGACGAAUAAACCAACACAAUCGUGGUCGGGAUUUUGGCGGAGCUAAAAAAACAUCCAAUAAAGGCCCUUGGAGAAUGAUAAUGAUUGUCUAUGGUUUCCCAAACAAUAUAUCUGCUUUGCAAUUUGAAUGGGCUUGGCAACAGCCAACACUCUCGUCCCGUCUUAAGUACAAUUUCGAAUUGAAGAGAAAAAAUAACAAAGAAAGUCAUCUGCAAUAUAAUUUUCGUAUUUUGUCUGUUAUGCUCGGAACUGGUCCUUGGAAUCGUCUGCCAUUGACUAUAAGAUGGCUUGAGACCAACAAAGAGAUGCCUUUUAAGUACCAACCGCCGAAACACAUGAAAAUUAUUGGUGGAAGAAUAAAAAUCGACAAACAAACGAAGAAAAAUGUGGAAGAACUACCCACUCAUAUGUGGGCUUUAGAAUGUCAUCUUUGCAUGAAGCCAAUCGAAAAUCCAGAAAGAUCCCGAAUUGGUUGUUUGAAUGCUAAAUGCAAAUUAACCUGCCACAUUGUCUGUAUGGCAGAACAUAUGUUAACGUCGAAUGAACCUCAUAAGGGACAUUACAUCCCAAUCGAAGGAGAGUGCCCUAUGUGUGGAGAGAGGGUGAUUUGGAUGGAUUUACUUAAGAAUCGAAAUAAUAUCGUUUCAGAAGAAAUUGAAUAUGAUUUCGCAGAUCUUGUUGAACUAGAUGAUGAUGAUGUACAAUUUUAAACUCAUUUAUAACAAUUAUGUCACGUUAACAAUAAAUUAAACUUUUUAAGAAAGAAUAUAUGUAAAAAUAAUAAAUCAAAAAAGGAGAUAUAUAAAGUCGACGAGUAUAGACCUAUCUCGUUAUUACCAUGUACUUAAACUAUUCUGGAAAAGGUACUAGACAAGCGUCUUCUCUGGUAUCAAAAUCUUUAAAAAACCGAAUGAUGUUAAGGCGCCAGUUAUAGCUAUCAUUGAAAUCGAUCCGGAAAAAUGUUUAUAUCGAUAUUUGACGGUGUUUUCCUUUGAUUAGAAAUAAAAAUU